This is a messenger RNA of Saccoglossus kowalevskii, 1025 nucleotides long. Its product is annotated as fumarate hydratase, mitochondrial-like. NCBI's taxonomy places the organism in Eukaryota, Metazoa, Hemichordata, Enteropneusta, Harrimaniidae. The record is from RefSeq and is a predicted model, not a curated record. Gene Ontology annotation, biological process: fumarate metabolic process; malate metabolic process; tricarboxylic acid cycle. Gene Ontology annotation, cellular component: mitochondrion. Gene Ontology annotation, molecular function: fumarate hydratase activity.
AUGCAGGAUGCUGUACCACUGACACUUGGACAAGAACUUAGUGGAUAUGUAACUCAGAUAUCAAAUGGUAUACAAAGAGUACAAGCAACUUUACCCAGACUAUAUCAGUUAGCAGCAGGUGGUACUGCUGUUGGUACUGGACUAAACACAAGAAUUGGUUUCCCAGAGAAGGUUGCGACAAAAAUAGCUGAACUGACAGGUUUACCAUUCAUAACAGCUCCAAAUAAAUUUGAAGCCUUGGCAUCCCAUGAUGCACUGUUAGAGGUACAUGGAGCAUUGAAUGUUGUUGCUUGUAGCCUGAUGAAAAUAGCCAAUGAUGUGAGACUGCUGGGAUCUGGACCUCGCUGCGGUAUCGGUGAAUUGAUCCUGCCAGAAAAUGAACCCGGAAGCAGUAUUAUGCCAGGUAAAGUGAAUCCAACUCAGUGUGAGGCAGUUACCAUGGUAGCAGCACAAGUUAUGGGAAACCAAACAGCAGUAACCAUUGGUGCUAGCAAUGGUCAUUUAGAGCUGAAUGUAUAUAAACCAAUGAUUGUGGCCAAUGUAUUGCAAUCAGUUCGUCUGCUUGGUGAUGUUAGUGUCUGCUUUACACAGAACUGCAUCCGUGGCAUCUUACCAAAUGAUAUUCAGAUAAACCGGUAUCUCAAAGAAUCACUUAUGCUGGUAACUGGUCUGAAUCAUUACAUUGGGUACGACAAAGCAGCAGCUAUUGCGAAAACAGCACACAAGGAAGGGACGACAUUGAAAGAGGCAGCACUGAAACUAGGUCAUCUUACAGAGGCUCAGUUUGAUGAAUGGGUUCGACCAAUUAAAAUGAUUGGUCCAAGUAAAUAAUUUUAAAUCAGUAUUCAAAUCAUUCCUUUACCUGUCAUAUCAAAUUAUUCCUUCAACACAUUUCGUAUUUGUAGAUCAGUGAUUCAGUGAUUUUAUGGUUUACUCAGGGCAUGGCCGCAGUGACUCAGGAACUAUGGGAGAAGGAUUGGGGGGGGGGGGGGGGCAUGGGGGAUAGUGGUAUGUAUGAUUAGAUA